Messenger RNA from Durio zibethinus, 1157 nucleotides. Its product is annotated as zinc finger A20 and AN1 domain-containing stress-associated protein 8-like. NCBI's taxonomy places the organism in Eukaryota, Viridiplantae, Streptophyta, Magnoliopsida, Malvales, Malvaceae. Gene Ontology annotation, molecular function: zinc ion binding; DNA binding. The record is from RefSeq and is a predicted model, not a curated record.
CACAAUCAAGGGUAGAAUUCUAAACAUAAGCUUUUCCAAGGGCAGUGAGUCGAGCAUCACCGACUGAGUGGAAAGCGUUGGUUGGCAGCGAAAAAGUAGUAGUCUUUUAAACAGGAGGAAAAGGGAGAGAGAACAAAAUUAAGUUCGAAAAAAAAUAUUAUAUCACCUAAAAUUUCUCUCUCCUUCUCGUAUCGAUUUCUCCGAUUAUCAUACAUAAAUUAGAUUAAGGAAUCACCGGGUUCAAUUUGUCAGACAAGAUCGGCCAAAUUGAAAUUUCAGGAGAUUAGAGAAGAUGGAGUCUCAUGAUGAGACAGGGUGCCAAGCUCCAGAAGGCCCUAUCCUGUGUGUCAACAACUGUGGCUUCUUUGGAAGUGCAGCUACAUUGAAUAUGUGCUCCAAGUGUCACAAGGCAAUGAUCCUGAAGCAGGAACAGGCGCAACUUGCAGCAUCUUCCAUUGGAAGCAUUGUGAAUGGCAGCUCUACUGGGAAUGGUAAGGAGCCACCUGUGGCUGCUGUUUUGGAUGUACAAUCUGAAAAUGUCGAGUCAAAGAUCAUCUCAGUAGAACCAUCCAUUGAUCCAUCCAGAAUGACUUUCAGCGGGAUGAAGACAAAGGAGGGUCCCAAUAGGUGUACCACAUGCUGUAAGCGUGUUGGUUUGACAGGAUUUAAUUGCAGGUGUGGAAACCUCUUCUGUGCAGCUCAUCGUUACUCUGACAAACAUGACUGUCCUUUUGAUUAUCGGACUGCUGCUCGUGAUGCUAUUGCUAAAGCCAACCCUGUGGUCAAGGCUGAGAAGCUGGAUAAAAUCUAAAAGAGUCCAGGAUCAAAGUGAAGAUUUGUGUAAUGAAAUAUGAUGCUUCUCCCUCUACCCCUUUGUGUCUUAAGCACAUCAUAGUGAAGUUUUAUGUAAGUUGGCUGCUUGUCUCAUUAGGUGUCCCCUUGAUUGAUAAACAUGUUCGAAGUCCAUGUUAGGGAGGAGAUCGUUGCAGUUUGAGGAAUAUAUUCCUUGUUGAUUGGUUGGCAUUACGUUCGCCCCUAUUUGCAAGUGUUUAUUUGUGCUGGUUUGAUGGACAUCGAUAUGAUCACCUGGUAAUGCUUCUUUGUGGUAUGUAUUGCCUUCUAGCAGCAGGGAUAAAUGGUGUGUUUGCGCUACUUAA